GAAAGGAAUGAAGAUGAUAUGCCCUUUCUUACGCCCCUAUAUAUUUGUUCUUCAGAGCCCCCACAAAGCCACGGCGACCUGCUUAGCGAGCAAGCUGACUCAGCGGUCCACGACGCGACGAAGAUACAACUGAAAAAUCUCAGGCAAUAGAAGGCCACUUGCAUCUCAGUCAGGAUGUUCAGCUGAGUUACCCAACGCGGUGGCGGAUCCUUGCAAGAGCUUUCUGUUCGAUCCUCUAUCUCUCGAAGAGGACCUGUGGAGCGACUUUGGAGAGAUUCUUUCGUGACUUGGUUUGCGCACACUCCAUGUUGGUCGUUUUGUCCGCUCAGGGCUACCAAAUCGACUCCCUUCCCCCCUCCCCCGCUUGCGGUCAAGCUACCUUUCAAUAUGGAUUACGAGCAAGAUGAGGUGCCUUUCUACGAAAAGCCCGAGUGGGCCGACGUUGUGCCCAUUCCUCAGGACGAUGGACCCAACCCAUUGGUUCCCAUUGCCUAUAGAAAAGAGUAUUCCAUUACUAUGGAUUACUUCAGAGCCAUUUCCAAGGCACAGGAGCAGAGCGAACGCGCAUUAGAACUGACAAAGAUCGUGAUCGAGCUGAGUCCCUCCCAUUACACUGUGUGGCACUAUCGCCAAACGCUGCUUAAGGCGUUGAACAAAGACCUGAACAAAGAGCUCGAGUGGACCAGAUGGAUGGGUUCCGAGCAUCCAAAGUCGUAUCAGAUCUGGCACCAUCGCCAGGUGAUUGUCGACCACCUCUCGGCCUCGUUCCUGUCUACGCCUUCAUCAGCGCUACCAACAACGGCAUCGACCUUAACCAUGGCUCCAAUAAUACCCUAUCAGGAUUUGUCCGAAUCUCAGCAAGCGGCAGUAAGGGAUGUUGUUCAGGUCGAGCUGGACUUUAUAGCGGCGUCAUUGACAGAAGAUUCCAAGAAUUACCAUGCCUGGGGUUAUCGCCAAUGGGUCCUGAGUCAUUUUGGGAACGGUCCUUGGUGGGAACAGGAACUGUCGUAUAUCGAUGAUUUGCUGACGGUCGAUAUCCGAAACAACUCAGCAUGGAACCAGCGAUUCUUUGUGGUCGGCAUGGGACCCAAGAGCUUGACAUCAGAUGUUACCCAGCGCGAAGUUGAAUACGCCAAGGCAAAGAUCGAAAGGACACCCAACAAUGAAAGUCCAUGGGUCUAUAUCGCCGGAAUCCUGAACAAGACGAAGCGCCCAUUGUCAGAGAUCCAGGAGUUUUGUGAGGGAUUGAUUUCUCUCCCACGCGCCAACUUCUCACCUUACCUUCAUUCGACCUUACUGGAUAUUUAUGAGCAGGAAGCAAAGGAGAAAAAGACCGCCGAGAGCGUCAGCAAGGCCAAAGAAGAGGCUAUUAUGUUGGCUGAGAAGAUUGAUACCAUCAGGAGCAAAUACUGGAACUGGAGAAUGAACCAACUCAAGAGCAUUUCCGUUAAUGCGUAAGGAAUGAACUGAUAACACCAGAAGCGUCGACAAUGAGGGUGAGCAGCGCGGCAGAGCAAAGCUACGGGUGCUGCUAUAGUGCUGCGUGUAUACGACGACAAUAAAACGUAAAUCCCAUCAGUUUAUUAAGC
Messenger RNA from Gamsiella multidivaricata, 1589 nucleotides. RefSeq lists its product as uncharacterized. Gene Ontology annotation, cellular component: CAAX-protein geranylgeranyltransferase complex; protein farnesyltransferase complex; cytoplasm. The coding region runs from base 388 to 1458 and encodes 356 amino acids. Gene Ontology annotation, biological process: protein farnesylation; protein geranylgeranylation. The transcript is spliced from 5 exons. Gene Ontology annotation, molecular function: protein farnesyltransferase activity; CAAX-protein geranylgeranyltransferase activity. NCBI's taxonomy places the organism in Eukaryota, Fungi, Mortierellomycota, Mortierellomycetes, Mortierellales, Mortierellaceae. The record is from RefSeq and is a predicted model, not a curated record.